GCACACAUAACUCAAAGGAAAACAACGAUCGGCCCAAGCACAGAGGAACAAAUAAACCCGAGGAAAAGAAAGAAUCCCAGAACUGAACUGAAGGAGUUCUCUCCUCCUCGUCUUCGUCUUCUUCCUCUUCCCAAGCGCAGGCUGCUCGUAGCGGGGGUUUCGAGGAUGCCGAAGGCCGCGGGCGACGCCAAGCUCCUGAUCCAGUCCCUCAGCAAGGCCUACGCCGCCACCCCGACGAAUCUCAAGAUCAUUGACCUGUAUGUGGUUUUCGCCGUGGCGACUGCCGUUGUGCAGGUCGUUUACAUGGGAGUAGUUGGGUCAUUUCCCUUCAACUCUUUCCUCUCUGGUGUGCUGUCAUGCAUAGGAACUGCAGUGCUUGCCGUUUGCCUGCGCAUUCAAGUCAACAAAGAUAACAAGGAAUUCAAGGAUCUUGCCCCGGAAAGGGCCUUUGCAGAUUUUGUCCUGUGCAAUCUGGUGCUCCACCUGGUGAUCAUGAACUUCCUCGGAUAAGCAACUGCUGUUCAAGUUAUCAAGAUUUUGUAGUGUCGAAACGGUCAUCCUAUUAGAUACUUAUGUGUUCUCGCAUACUACCUAUGUAAUCUGAAAAUUUCUUGAUGAACUAUAGGAAUUUUCAACCAGUUACUCACUGCAGUUUAUCAGAAUUUGUUGUGUUUAACGUGACAAUGGAAGAACAUGAAUGAAAAACUUGGUUUCUUUGAGGGAGUGGAAACUGGAAAGAGUACUUUAAUAA
This is a messenger RNA of Brachypodium distachyon (stiff brome), 751 nucleotides long. RefSeq names its product dolichyl-diphosphooligosaccharide--protein glycosyltransferase subunit DAD2. The record is from RefSeq and is a predicted model, not a curated record. Bases 166 to 510 code for a protein of 114 amino acids. The transcript is spliced from 6 exons. Gene Ontology annotation, cellular component: oligosaccharyltransferase complex; membrane. Gene Ontology annotation, biological process: protein N-linked glycosylation. NCBI's taxonomy places the organism in Eukaryota, Viridiplantae, Streptophyta, Magnoliopsida, Poales, Poaceae.